UUGAGCAAAACUUUGAUGAUCCAAGGACUGUGAAAUAAAGUUGGCAUUAAAAAACUGUGAAAGAAAGAUUAUACCGAUGACUGUGAAGUUCGUCGGAACUCGGAACCGAUGAAAUGGAAUAUUUCGUGAGAAGGAAAGAUCAAAACUCUAAGAAUUCGACCGCGGGAAUUAAUGGUCAAUGACCUCGUAAGUCGUAUUUGCAGAGACCCGCACUCUCAAGGUACGAUGGUGAACUGGUGGUCCAGGUACAGAGAGAUGGGAGUAUCGAGUCUGUUAUUGUUCACAGCACACAGCGCAUAAGUACCUGGUAGGGACUUCCCAAGAUGUAGUUGGCUACUGCAUUGUUCUUUGUCUUCCACGCUUUCACUUUCAUGUGCUAUUUCCUUUUUGUUUUCUUCCUUUCAAUCAUAAUUCCCAAUAUAGAAUCAUCUCCACCGUCGUCACUAUCUUCAGUCACUCGUGCAUUUUUGUCAGUGAUCGCUUCUGCUGUUCUGGUUUCAAUCUCUCUCCCUCUCUCCCUCAUUGUGGGAAACUAAGUAGUAAGAAGAAGAAGGCGUUAUGACUCUUGCUCAAUGGCACAGUGCGCUGCUAUGGUGUCCUUCUCGAGUUACAAGAAUCCCUCAUCAAUUCUCAUCAUCAAUUCAUAGCAAGAGGAGAUUGACAUCCUACGGAUAUGGCUUGUUCAAAUCUUCGACAUUACAUGCGCAUUGUCCUAGGGAAAACAGUGAAGGUAGAUGGGAGGCUCAUUGUUACCGGUCAGAAAAUAAAUCAGGUUUGAACACAAAUGCUGGUGUUCUAGGGAGUAUGGAUGCCAAGUGCACUAUGAUGGAGAACAUAAAUAAUAAUGUCGAAAAGGGUCCAUGGACAGAAAGCAUGGUACAAUCUUUGUCAUUGUACUUCAUACAAAGAGUAACUCAUCAAAUGUUUUUUCUCCGGAUAUUGAAAGUUGUUCAAGGAAUGCUUCCAGAUAUUCUUCAAACUCUUACCGCAACAAGCUUGCCUCUUGCUUGUGUCUCCAAUACCUUGAAUAAGCCCAGCCCUCUGCGCUUAAAUGUGUCCUUUCCCUCUUUUAACGAUAUUAGUUGGAGCUUAGCGCGUUUGAUAUACUUGUUCAACGUCCAACUUGAGAGAAAUGUUGCCACGAUCUUUGUGGUGCUCCUUGUAGCAUGUUCAUCGUUUGUUUUUAUUGGUGGUCUCCUGUUUUUCAAAUUCAGGGGUCAAAAGCAGUCAUUAGAGGAGUGCUUCUGGGAAGCCUGGGCAUGCCUUAUUUCAUCAUCAACCCAUUUAAGACAAUCAACACGGGUUGAGCGUGUUAUUGGAUUUAUUCUUGCCAUAUGGGGUAUAAUGUUUUACACUCGCCUUCUAAGUACAAUGACCGAACAGUUUAGGAAUAAUAUGCAAAGACUCCGAGAGGGGGCCCAGAUGCAAGUUUUGGAGACUGAUCAUAUCAUCAUUUGCGGUAUGAAUAGUCAUCUGCCUUUCAUAUUAAAGCAGCUAAACAAAUAUCAUGAAUUUGCGGUCCGCUUAGGCACUGCUACAGCUAGGAAGCAGAGAAUCCUUCUUAUGUCUGAUCUUCCUAGAAAACAGAUUGACAAAAUAGCUGAACCAAUGGUGAAAGAUUUAAAUCACAUUGACGUCCUUACAAAGAGUUGCAGCCUUAGUUUGACGAAAUCAUAUGAAAGAGCCGCGGCCAACAAGGCUCGUGCAAUAAUUAUACUGCCAACAAAAGGGGAUAGGUAUGAAGUUGACACGGAUGCUUUUCUAUCUGUUUUAGCCCUUCAACCAAUUCCGAGAAUGGAUUCUGUCCCCACCAUUGUCGAAGUUUCAAGUUCCAAGACAUGUGAGCUCUUAAAAUCUCUAUCAGGAUUGAAAGUGGAGCCAGUAGAAAAUGUUACAUCCAAAUUAUUUGUUCAAUGCUCUCGGCAGAAAGGGCUUAUAAAGAUCUACAGACACUUGCUAAAUUAUCGAAAAAAUGUAUUUAAUCUUUGCAGCAUACCUAACGUAGAAGGAAUGACCUAUAGGAAAGUAAGACAUGCAUUUAAAGAGGAAGUUGUCUGCGGCCUUUAUCGGAAUGGAAGGAUAAACUUCCAUCCAAAUGAUAGUGAGAUCCUGCACCAAACUGAUAAAGUAUUAAUGAUUGGCUCCCUUCGUGAUACAAAGGAGGCACAUGCAUACGCAGGCAAAAAAGAAGGAAUUCAUGGAAUUCAUGACCAAGAAAUUCAAGAACAAGAUAUUGAGCAUGCCAUAGAAUUGAGUAAAAUGAGACUAGCUAAUAUUGUAAAGCGUCCUAAAAGAUCAGGUUCUAAGGCAUCAGAUGGAGAUCUGGGACCAAAAGAGUGCAUUCUUUUGCUUGGGUGGCGCCCUGAUGUUGUAGAAAUGAUUGAAGAGUAUGAUAACUAUCUUGGUCCAGGAAGUGUUGUGGAAAUAUUAUCAGAUGCACCAAUUGAUGACAGGAUCAGGGCCAGCAAAAUUAGUGGUCAAAGUAAUCUCAAGAAUGUUCAAAUUUCUCACAGGAUUGGAAAUCCUUUGGACUAUGACACCUUAAAACAGACCCUUCUGAAUAUCCAGAAAUCUAUUGGUCAUGAAGAUAUUCCCUUGUCGGUUGCAGUCAUAUCUGACAGAGGAUGGCUUCUUGGAGAUCCAUCUAAGGCAGAUAAGAAUUCUGCUUAUUCUCUCCUACUAGCUGAAAAUAUCUGCAAAAAACUUGGAGUUAAGGUGCAUAAUCUAGUUGCAGAGAUUGUUGAUUCAAAUCUGGGGAAACAAAUUGCUAGAAUCAAUCCAUCACUGAACUAUAUUGCAGCAGAGGAAUUAAUGAGCCUUGUCACAGCCCAAGUAGCGGAGAACAGCGAACUUAACGAAGUUUGGAAAGAUGUACUAAAUGCAGAGGGUGAUGAAAUAUAUGUGAAGGAUAUCAGCCUUUACAUGAAAGAAGGAGAGAAUCCAUCAUUUUGGGAGCUCUCAGAGAGAGCAUAUCUACGGAGAGAAGUAGCCAUAGGUUAUGUGAAAAAUAACAGGAAGGUUAUUAACCCAAUUCCAAAGUCAGAACCCCUCUCUCUUGAAUUGACAGACUCGCUGAUAGUUAUUUCUGAGCUUGAAGGAGAACAGCCUGUGGUCUUAUAAUGCUGAUGCUUCAACUAUAAUCUUAUCUUGAUGCUGCUUCAUUGCUGCUGCAGGGACAUUGUUUCCACCACCUUGUAUAAACCCUUGCUGAGAUUAUCCUAGGAAUCUCUCAUUUGAUCAAGCCCUAGAAGAAUAAAGGAUGAAUCAGUUGUCUUUUAAUCUUGCAGCCCAGGAUCAUUCAAAGGCUUUAGAUUUAGAGGCAUUCAAUAAAUAAUGGUCACAUUAUAGAUCACUAGGAGUCAUUCUGGCUAGGAAGGUAUUGUAUAUUUAGGGACUUCAUAAGUUGUCCUUUUUUUUUAAAAAAAAAACCAAAGCUUGUUAAUAAGUUCUCUAAUGCAGAGAUUCUGCUAUUAGACAAUGCUAUAUUCAGUUUUGAAUCCAUUUAGUUCCUUUUUUUUCCCC
Molecule: messenger RNA, 3522 nt
Organism: Neltuma alba
Lineage: Eukaryota; Viridiplantae; Streptophyta; Magnoliopsida; Fabales; Fabaceae
Product: putative ion channel POLLUX-like 2
Exons: 24
Coding region: 559-3120 (853 amino acids)
Biological process (GO): monoatomic ion transport
Source: RefSeq, a predicted model, not a curated record